Molecule: messenger RNA, 963 nt
Organism: Heterocephalus glaber (naked mole-rat)
Lineage: Eukaryota; Metazoa; Chordata; Mammalia; Rodentia; Bathyergidae
Source: RefSeq, a predicted model, not a curated record
AUGGAAAUCAAUGCAAGUUUUCCUAACACUUUUAUCCUUCUGGGAUUCUCUGAGUUUCCAUGGUUGGAGAGGCCUCUCUUUGCAGUGGUCCUGGUCUGCUACCUCCUCACCCUGGUGGGGAACAGCUCCAUCAUCCUCCUCUCCCUGCUGGACCCCAGACUCCAGAUGCCCAUGUACUUCUUCCUGGACAACCUCUCUCUACUGGACCUCUGUAUCAGCUGCACCGUUCUGCCUCAGCUGCUGGUCAACCUUUGGGGACCAGAUAAGACAAUUGCUGCCUGGGGAUGUAUCACACAGGUCUAUCUUUUCAGCUGGACAGGGUGCACUGAAUGUAUCCUGCUGACCAUGAUGGCCGUUGAUCGCUAUGUGGCCAUCUGCCGGCCCCUCCAGUACACUCUCAUCAUGCGUCCCUGGGUUUGUGCACAGAUGGCAGCCGCCUCCUGGUUGAGUGCCCUGGCUACUUCUCUGCUCCAUGCCACACUCACAAUCCAGCUCCCCCUCUGUGGGCAGCACACCCUGGACCACUUCUUCUGUGAGAUACCUGUGCUCAUCAAGCUGGCCUGUGGGGACACCACAGCUAAUGAGCUGGCCCUGGCUUUAGGAGCCAUCCCAUUUGUAAUGGUGGCUCCCCUGCUGGUGCUCAUCUCCUACAUCUUCAUUUCCAGGGCUGUACUGAAACUGCCUUCAGCUGAAGGAAGACACAAGGCACUCAGCACCUGCAGUUCCCACUUGCUGGUGGUCACCAUGUUCUUUGGUCCUUCCAUCUACAUGUACCUCCAGCCCCCAGCCAAGAGCACACAGGCCAAGUUCAUGUCCUUCUUCUACUGCAUUAUCACCCCAGUGCUCAACCCACUCAUCUACACCCUGAGAAACAAGGAUGUGGAAACAGCUUGGAAGAGGAUCCUGCAAUCCCUGGGCCAGGUGAAGUCUUGGAAAGUCAGAAGAUCCCUGCCUGUAUCCUGA